Blepharisma stoltei is the source of this 447-nucleotide messenger RNA. The record is from the annotation of a GenBank genome assembly. NCBI's taxonomy places the organism in Eukaryota, Ciliophora, Heterotrichea, Heterotrichida, Blepharismidae.
AUGGAAGAAGAUAUCAAAUAUACCUGCUAUUACUCCUGGUGUAGUCGUCAAUUCAAGAACAAGUACAAUUUAAAACGUCAUAUAAAUACAAGACAUCUAUUUUUAAGAUCUUUUACUUGCAAUAUCUGCCAUAAACAGCUUGUUAGCAAGCAAAAUCUUAUUGAGCAUAGGUUUAUUCAUUCAGGAGAAAGGCCUUACGUUUGUAAAGUCCCUGGAUGUGGCAAGAAAUACAGGCAGCUGUCUCAGUUGUCUUUGCAUAGACGAAUUCAUAAUCAGCUGCCUUUUACUAUAGAAAAUGGAUGCAUACAGCUAGAGCCUAUAGAUUUUAACGUAAGCCAAGAGAAAAAUCACUUUUCUUGUGGAGAAAACUGAAUGUUUGAGCUGCCCUACAUUUCAGAAGAAAGAAAAAAUGAACAAAAUAACGCUCAGCUUAGUUUCUGUUGUUAA